Poecile atricapillus (Black-capped chickadee) is the source of this 1053-nucleotide messenger RNA. RefSeq names its product formin-2-like. Lineage: Eukaryota; Metazoa; Chordata; Aves; Passeriformes; Paridae. Bases 1 to 1053 code for a protein of 350 amino acids. The transcript has a single exon. The record is from RefSeq and is a predicted model, not a curated record.
AUGUGCCGGGGGCUGCGCGGGGCCGGCGGCCGCGGGGAGGAGCCGCCGCCGUUGGGAAGCCAUGAGUCACCGGCCCGCCUCCCGCCCGCCUCCCCGGCAGCGCCGGCAGCGCCCGCACCGGCACCGGGGGCAGGGACCCGCAUCCCACCGGCACCGGCACCGGGGGCAGGGACCCGCAUCGCACCGGCACCGGGGGCAGGGACCGGCAUCGCAUCGGCACCGGUACCGAGGGCAGGGACCCGCAUCGCACCGGCACCGGCACCGGGGGCAGGGACCCGCAUCUCACCGGCACCGGGGGCAGGGACCCGCAUCCCACCGGCACCGGGGGAUGGGACCCGCAUCCCACCGGCACCGGGGGCAGGGACCCGCAUCCCACCGGCACCGGCACCGGGGGCAGGGACCCGCAUCCCACCGGCACCGGGGGCAGGGACCCGCAUCCCACCGGCACCGGCACCGGGGGCAGGGACCCGCGUCCCACCGGCACCGGCACCGGGGGAAGGGACCCGCGUCCCACCGGCGCCGGCAUCCCGGGGAAGGGGACCUACAUCCUACCGGGACCGACCUUCCAGACCGGGGAUUGCAUCCUGCCGGCACCGGCACCGCGUGCAGGGGAUCCGCAUCCCACCGGGACUGGCAUCGCUCUCCGGGCGGGACCCGCACCGAGACCCGCACCGGUAUCGGCGGACCCGCUCCCCGCCCGCACCGGGACCCCAGGCUGCCGGCGCCAGACCGGGAUCGUAUCCUGGGCAGUGGGUCCGCACCGGGAUGGGGCAUUCCAUCCACCCCCGACCCGCACCGGCAUCCCGGGCAAGGGAGCCCCGCCCGACCGGCACCGGGACCCGGCUCUGCCGCACCGGCUGUCGAUGCCUCCCCCACCCAUUCCCGGAGCCCCUCAGCCACUCCCGAGCAGCCGCCCCGCACCGAGAUCCCCCCUCCGCACCUGCUGCUGGUGCCUCCUGCCCGGAUACCUUCCCCAUCCAUUCCUGGAAGCACAAAGCCAUCCCAGAGGAUCCGCACCGGGAGAGGGAGCGCCCCCGCCGCACCUGCAGCUGA